UGUCUUAACACUGAAAACAACAAAUCAUCUUUAACCCCACAAAUCCGUGUUUCGUCGGUCAUCUAUCUUGUUUGUAGCAUUUCACGCGAAUUUAUUCACUACUAGUACGAGCUUCUCGAAUAAUUUAGCUCUCCACGCGUAAAACGGUACUGGUAAGAAAAUGUCUCGUGGUAGUAGCGCUGGAUUCGAUCGUCACAUUACGAUCUUUUCACCGGAAGGUCGACUUUACCAAGUUGAAUAUGCCUUCAAGGCCAUCAACCAGGAGGGCCUUACGUCUAUUGCGCUCAAAGGAAAGGAUUGUGCAGUUGUAGCGACUCAGAAGAAGAUCCCAGACAAGCUGAUCGACCCGGCUACCGUGACCCACCUGUAUCGUAUUACCCGUGAGAUCGGUUGUGUUAUGACCGGUCGCAUAGCGGACAGUCGCUCGCAGGUGCAGCGGGCGCGAUACGAAGCGGCCAACUGGCGGUACAAGUAUGGUUAUGAAAUUCCGGUAGAUGUACUGUGCCGCCGAAUGGCAGACAUUUCACAAGUGUACACGCAAAAUGCCGAGAUGCGACCGCUCGGUUGUAGCAUUGUUAUGAUCGCAUAUGAUGGCGAAAAUGGUCCGGCUGUGUACAAAACCGACCCGGCUGGUUACUAUUGCGGUUAUCACGCCAUUUCGGUCGGUGUUAAGCAAACGGAAGCGAACAGUUAUCUGGAGAAGAAACUCAAGCGUAAGGCCGAGUUUGGCGAAGAGGAAACGAUCCAGCUGGCCAUCACCUGCCUGUCCACAGUGCUGGCAGUUGAUUUCAAGCCAACGGAAAUUGAGAUUGGCAUCGUGAGCAAGGAAAAGCCGGAAUUCCGUACCCUGACCGAGGACGAAAUCGAGGUUCAUUUGACGGCGAUUGCAGAGAAGGACUAAGCCGCAUCGUUUCUUUGUUCCAUGGGAAGUAUUUCUAACGCACGGUGGGUUGCUGGUUCUUACAUUUGUAUUUCUUUUCCAUUACAUUCAGAAUAAACGCGGAUUGUAAGAAAUUA
Anopheles funestus (African malaria mosquito) is the source of this 1017-nucleotide messenger RNA. Its product is annotated as proteasome subunit alpha type-6-like. Gene Ontology annotation, biological process: ubiquitin-dependent protein catabolic process. The coding region runs from base 161 to 901 and encodes 246 amino acids. Gene Ontology annotation, cellular component: proteasome core complex, alpha-subunit complex; cytosol; nucleus. The record is from RefSeq and is a predicted model, not a curated record. The transcript is spliced from 2 exons. NCBI's taxonomy places the organism in Eukaryota, Metazoa, Arthropoda, Insecta, Diptera, Culicidae.